GUAGCACGCGACGUUGUGAGAACACAUCUCCCGAUCUAACGAUCUAGCGAUCCAGGGCAUCUCCUACUAUAGUAGUUCCCUACUCUAAAGACAGUUCCUAAUUGACCACCAACGGUGAUUGCCACCGCCAUGUGUUGUCGGCCGGCCGCAGCAACAUACCAAUGAACGUUCGAGACCCCUUCAACCUCCGAAACGGCAGCUUGAAUCGGCCCCCAAUCGCGACCUGGAAAAGCAACAGGAGCUACCAGGCCCAGAAUAACAACAACAACUUCUCCCCCCUGCACCAAAUCAUCCGCACCGCCGCAACAGCAACCCAAUCCGCCGCCGCCGAACUCCGCGACAAGGCCAGCGAAGCCGUCCAGUCCGCCCAGCACGCCCUCACCGAGACCGCAUCAUCCGGCAACCCGCUCGACAUCGACCUCGAGAAAGCGGGCCCCAAGCCCAACAAGUCCAACAAGCACGAACACCACCACCAACACAAACCCACCCCCGCCGCCAACGGCCCGGCCCCUCCCCGGUCCACACCCAACAACAACACCAGCGCCCCGGCGGCCACCGCCGCCACAGCCAGGGGAGCACAACCCGACGAGGACAUGUCGUUCGCCGUGCCGAAGAAUGUCCCCUCCUUCACGAACCCGCAACGCCAGCUCGAAGACCACGUCUGGGGCGCCGCCGCCUCAUCCGCCUCCUCCCGCCAGCGCUCCACCGGUGCCGCCGGUGCUGCCGCCUCCCUCGUAGGCGGCGUCCAGGACCUGCUCGGCGGCGGGAACGGCCGCGGCGCCGCGCUGCCCAUGUAUAAGGAUAAGCCGUACAUGUAUCCGCCCGGUGCCCAUGGGGCUGGGUGGCGGCGGCCGCUGUAUAGGCGGAAGCGGAGCUGUGGGCUGUUGGUGGUGGUGCUGGUGGGGUUGGUGUGGUGGACGGGGAUGUUUGCGGGGCAGAAGCAGCGUGCGGUGGGGAAGUUGGGGCAGUGGGGGUGGUUGGGGGAUGAGGUUGGGGGGAAGGGGACGGUGGAUUGGGGGGAGAGGAGGGAGAGGGUGGUGGAGGCGAUGGAGCUGAGCUGGGAUGCUUAUGAGCGGUAUGCGUGGGGUAAGGAUGAAUUUCACCCCGAGACCAAGACGGGGAGGUACAUGGCGCCUAAGGGGCUGGGCUGGAUCAUCAUUGACUCGCUCGAUACGCUGAUGAUCAUGAACUUGACCAGCCGGCUGACGCACGCCCGCGAGUGGCUGGCGACGUCGCUGACCUGGGAUCAAGACCAGGAUGUGAAUACGUUCGAGACGACCAUCCGCAUGUUGGGAGGGUUGCUGUCGGCACAUUACCUGUCGACCGAGUACCCCGACCUGGCGCCCAUUCCGGACGAUGACCCCGGGAAGCCGGGAGAGGACCUGUACCUGGAGAAGGCGAAGGAUUUGGCGGACCGGCUCGUGGCAGCGUUCGACUCACCUUCCGGGGUACCGUACGCCAGUGUUAACUUGGCCAAGUACAAGGGGAUAGUCUCGCACGCCGAUAUGGGCGCGUCAUCGACCGCUGAGACAACAACAUUGCAGUUGGAAUUGAAGUACCUCGCCAAGCUGACUGGCGAGAAGGAUUACUGGGACAAGGCUGAGCAGGUCAUGAAGUUGGUGGACGACAACGGCGCCAAGGAUGGCCUGGUGCCCAUUUUCAUCUACGCUACGACGGGCAAGUUCCAGGGCGCGAACAUCCGGCUCGGCAGCCGCGGCGACUCUUACUAUGAGUACCUGAUCAAGCAGUACCUGCAGACCAAUAAGAAGGAGCCCGUCUACCAGGAGAUGUGGCGGGAGGCGAUGCAGGGCGUCAGAAAACACCUCAUCACGUACACGGAACCAUCCCAGUUCACCAUCAUCGGCGAACGGCCCAGCGGUCUGGACGGCGCACUCUCGCCUAAGAUGGACCACCUCGUCUGCUUCAUGCCCGGUACCAUCGCGCUGGGAGCGACAGGCGGCCUCACCGAGAAGGAAGCCAGAAAACUCCCCACUUGGACCGAGCAAGACGAGGCCGACAUGCAGCUCGCGCGCGAGCUGAUGCACACGUGCUGGGGCAUGUACAAGUACAUGGCGACGGGGCUCGCGGCCGAGAUCACCUACUUCAACAUCGGCAACCCGCCACUCCCGGAGUCGGCCGCGCACAAGGCGCCCGAGGAGUUCGACCCGGACCCGGAGGCGGCCUGGCGCAAGGACUUUGACGUGCGCCCCUUCGACAGCCACAACCUGCAGCGACCCGAGACGGUGGAGAGCCUGCUGUACAUGUGGCGCAUCACGGGCGACGUCCGGUACCGCGAGUGGGGCUGGGAGAUGUUCAAAAGCUUCGCCAACUACACGGCCGUCGCCGACAAUGGCGGCUUCACGAGCUUGUCGAACGCUAACAAGAUCCCGCCCGUCACGCGCAACAACAUGGAGAGCUUCUGGCUGGCCGAGACGCUCAAAGCCCACCAGCUCGUUCGCUCUUCUGCUUCGUAUUCUGGGGGUUUCGAUAGGUACCGACAUACCUACAGAGAAAUUCCACAAAGCAAGCGGCUUGAAGGAAAGCGCCACACCCGGCCAGGCACCGUUGCGACCCGCACUGAACCUGGCAACCCCACACUGGGGCCCUCAAGGCCAAGCCUUUUGCUGACCCUGAUUUCUUCCCACUCACCGAGUCACCCACUUCCUUCGCUGAACUCGCCGGUCGCCGAGUGGCCCAUCGGCAGCCAAUUGAGCCAAUCGCGCCCCAGCGCAAUGCCCUCCGCUCGCGAUCUCGAGAUGGCCGACUUGCGCCCCAAAGAGGACUCCUUCGCCCAGGGCAGCGUGCUGAGUAUGCAGAACGCAUCCUCCUACUCCCGCAACAGCAGCAGCAACCCCGAACAGGACGGCCACCCCAUCCGCCGCUGGCUGGACACCUUCCGCCGCGAUCCCGGCCGUCAUGUCACCCCGGCCUCCGUCAUGCACACUGCUGAGGACCGCCGCCGCGCCUCCAUGGCCACCCGCCCGUCCGACGAGACCCGCCCCUCGCUGGAGCGGCGAGGGCGCUCCCGCAGUCACUACUUCGAUAUGCAUGCCGCCAACGUCGGCACGGCAAAUACGCUGCUGUCGCGCGAGCUCAAGGGGAGGCAUCUACAAAUGAUUGCUAUUGGGGGGUCUAUCGGCACCGGUUUAUUCGUGGCAUCCGGAAAGGCACUCCACACGGGCGGCCCAGCUGCUGUUCUGAUCGCUUACCUCUUCGUGGGCUGCAUGCUGUAUUGCACCGUCCAAGCCCUGGGCGAACUCGCCGUUACCUUUCCCGUAGCGGGUUCAUUUUCGGCCUACUCGACCAGGUUCCUCGACCCAGCAUGGGGGUUUGCGAUGGGCUGGAAUUAUGCCAUGCAAUGGCUGGUCGUAUUGCCUCUCGAGAUCAUUGCCGCCUCCAUCACCGUAGGCUACUGGAAUAGCAACCUCGACCGCUCCAUAUUCAUCACCAUCUUCCUCUUCGCCAUCGUUAUCAUCAACUUGUUCGGCGUCAAAGGCUACGGUGAAGCCGAGUUUGUUUUUGCUAUCAUCAAGAUCACCGCCGUCAUCGGCUUCAUCCUCCUCGGCAUCGUGAUCAACAUCGGCGGCUUCCCCGACGACGGGUACAUCGGAGGGCGGUACUGGCAGGUACCAGGCGCGUUCAACAACGGCUUCAAGGGGCUGUGCGCCGUGUUCGUGACGGCGGCCUUCGCCUUCACAGGGACAGAGCUAGUCGGGCUCGCAGCCGCCGAAACAGCCAACCCGCGGCGGUCGCUGCCCACGGCCAUCAAGCAGGUCUUCUGGCGCAUCACGCUCUUCUACAUCGUCUCCCUCACCCUCAUCGGCCUGCUAGUACCGCACAACCACCCACGCCUACUAGGCGCCAAAUCCGCGGCCGACGCCUCAGCCUCCCCCUUCGUCAUCGCCAUCGAGUCCGCCGGCAUCGCCAUCCUCCCCGGCGUCAUGAACAGCGUGAUCCUCGUCGCCGUCAUCUCGGUCGGCAACAGCGCCGUCUUCGGCUCCUCGCGCACGCUCGCCGCGCUCGCCGACCAGCGCCAGGCGCCCGCCAUCCUCGGCUACGUCGACCGGCGCGGCCGCCCCCUCGUCGCCAUCCUCGUCGCCUCGGCCCUCGGCCUGCUCGGCUACCUGGCCGACCUGGACGCCCAGUCCGACGUGCUCAACUGGCUGCUCGCCGUGUCCGGCCUCUCCUCGGUAUUCACCUGGGGCUCCAUCUGCCUCGCCCACAUCCGCUUCCGCCGCGCCUGGCGCGCCAAGGGCCGCGACAAGCGCCACCUGGCCUUCCGCUCCCAGGUCGGCGUCGCCGGCUCCUGGAUCGGCCUCGCGCUCAACGUGCUCGUCCUGCUCGCGCAGUUCUGGACCGCCGCCUGGCCCAUCCCCCACCCGGCGCCGUCGUCCUCUGGCAAGGCCACCACGCUAGGCGGGGGCAGCGGGGGUGACGGGGACGGGGACGGGUCGAUGAUGGGCGCGGCGGGCGGCGUGGCCGAGGGGAAUGGGGGCGCGGCCGUGGUGCCGAUCGCGGCCGGGCGGGACGUGGCGCAGAAUUUCUUCCUACAGUACCUGUGCGCGCCGAUCGUGCUGGCGUUUUACGUGAGCUAUAAGCUGUGGUUCCGCACGCGGGUGGUGAGGGUGGCGGAUAUGGACGUGGAUACGGGCCGGCGGGAUUUCAACUUGCCGAUUCUGAUCUCGCGCGAGGUGGACGAGAAGAGGGGCAUGCCGAGGUGGAAGCGGCUGUAUAAGUUUCUGUGUUAAUGGCUACCCACCUACCUAUUCUCUUGUUUGUUGGUUGGUUUUUGAAAGAGGGUGUGGAGAGGGGUGGCGGUUUGGGUGGAUAUAUGUCUGUGUGUGAGGUUACGGUUGGAGACUACGCACUCACUCGAACCUCUGGCGUUGGUUUUUGUUUUGGUUAUUAUACCCAGGGGCUGCGGCGAUGUAAAGAACGCCGGCUGGACAAUUUAGAAUUCCAUUUUCGGCAUUGGCGACUUGACCAUGGUAUAGUGUAUGUAGAACGUGUUUCCAGUGCGGGGCACCGAAUAAGCGGUGCGAGCACACAACUCGAAAAGACUUAUUGCCUGGC
This is a messenger RNA of Chaetomium fimeti, 5073 nucleotides long. Its product is annotated as mannosyl-oligosaccharide 1,2-alpha-mannosidase-like protein. Gene Ontology annotation, cellular component: membrane. Lineage: Eukaryota; Fungi; Ascomycota; Sordariomycetes; Sordariales; Chaetomiaceae. The transcript has 7 exons. Bases 162 to 4748 code for a protein of 1528 amino acids. The record is from RefSeq and is a predicted model, not a curated record. Gene Ontology annotation, biological process: amino acid transmembrane transport; carbohydrate metabolic process. Gene Ontology annotation, molecular function: calcium ion binding; mannosyl-oligosaccharide 1,2-alpha-mannosidase activity; amino acid transmembrane transporter activity.